UGUGUCUCAUUUGCAUUUUCUAGAAGCGUCGUGACUCAAAACUCGUGACUCGCUGAAGAUUCAUUUGGACGCUGAGAAUGAUUCUCAAGAUUCAACCAGAAUGAUAUGUGAAUCGCACAUCACUCGCCUGAUCAGUCGGAGGAUACCCUUUCGAUUAGACCAAGCAAAACACUCAUGUAGACAACUAAAAUAAUCGCGCUGAUUGGAUUUACAUUUUGCUGACCGACCAAUGUUAAUGUAUGACAUAGAAACAGUCAAUAUUCCUGCUGCUGUACCGGUGGAUCGCCACUUAUGGGCCGGUGAUGCUCUUGAUAUUGAAUGGCAAAGAGGAACCGCUACUUCAGUCUCUUUUUCUGGUCCUCAACCAGAUGCAACGUUAUGUGAGCAGCAGUACUAGCUAGCUAACCAAAAUGAUUUUGCUUCGUUCCUAAGCAGGUGACCCUCAGCGACUGACCGAUGUGUGACAACACAGAUACCCGGCUUCUUCUCCCACUGGAGAUCUGAGACAGGGUGACAGAGAGAGGCAGUUGAGGGGGGAUUCUGAGGAAGAUGCUGGGCUCAGAGCGUGGCGUGGUCGAGGAAUGGCUCUCAGAAUUCAAGACCCUACCUGAAGCCCAGAUCCCCAGCUAUGCAGGCAGCCUUCACCUGAAGAAGAGCCUGGUGCCAGCCAUCUACAGGGUCAUCCAGGACCCCAACAACGAGCUCCUGGAGCCUGUGUGUCACCAGUUGUUCGAGCUGUACCGGAGCUCAGAGGAGCGCUUGCGUCGCUUCACCCUGCAGUUCCUGCCUGAGCUGGUCUGGGUGUACCUGCGCCUCACUUCCAGCAGGGAGCGCCAGAGCAACGGUUGCGUCGAAGCCCUACUGCUGGGCAUCUACAACCUGGAGAUAGUGGAUAAAGAGGGCAACAGUAAGCUGCUGUCCUUCACCAUUCCAUCUCUGUCCAAGCCUUCAGUAUACCAUGAGCCCUCCAGCCUGGGCUCUAUGGCGUUGACGGAAGGAGCUCUGAGUCACCAUGACCUCAUCAAGGUGGUCUACAGUGGGCUCCACCCCCAGAGAGAGACCUUCACUGCCCAGAACAGGUUCGAGGUGCUCUGCUUCCUCAUGCUGUGCUACAACUCUGCUGUGGUCUACAUGCCCCUCUCCUCCUACCAGUCUGUCUGCAGAAUGAGCUCACGGUUGUGUGUGUGUGGGUUUCCACGGCAGCAGCAGAAGCUAUGGAGAGAGCCGUGUAACCGUGUGCUGCUGGACCCUGACUUCAUGGUUCAGAUGCUGACGGCCAUCUACCAUGCCAUAUACAACGGGGAGUGGGAGAUGGGCAGGGAAUCUCUGGAGGACAUCCUGUACAGAGCCCAGCUGGAGCUGUACUCACAGCCUCUCCUGCUGGGGAACGCCAUGAAGAGCUCCCUGCCAGAGAGCGCCCCAGACGAGCCACGCGGCCGCAAGCUCCUCCAGGUGGAGGUCACGCCCACCAUAAGCAGGAUCUCCAUGUCUGCCAUCACCACCGCCUCCAUUCGGCGGCACCGCUGGAAGAGAGAGGAUUGUUUUGACUACUCAAACGAAGCAGAGCUCAGCAUCAUCGUCAAUCCUAGCCACCGCCACAGCCACAUCCCCUGGGACCCGGCAGCCAAUCCGGAGAAAGGAGGGCGGGCCCGCAGCAUCCUUCCCGUCACACUGGAGGGUGUAGAUGCGGACGGACUGAGCGGAGGGGAGGAGUCCUUCAACGUGAACGACCCAGACGAGGGCUUCUCCUCGGGGGCAUCCAACAGCAGCCAGCCCAGCGGCUCCAAGGCCGGGGGUGGAGCCAGCGUGGGGCCUCGCGGCGGCAGUCAGAAGGGUGGCAGCAGCAUCAAGAAGGCUGUCACCGCACGCAUGAGUCGGGACAAAGACCGCGAGAAGGAGAGAGAGAGGGAGCGAGAGAAGGAAAGGGAGCGAGAGAAGGAAAGGGAGAGAGAGAGGGAGAAAGAGUGGGAGGCAGAGAGGGAGGCGGAAAAACAGCGUCAGCUCUCCUCCCCUGGGCCCCAGGCGGUGCUGCUCAGACACAACCGCCGCCAGCAGUCUCCACCCCUCAGCAUCGCCCUGGACGCUAUCCAGCUGAGCCCCAUCAAGAAACACCUGAGCUUCCCUGCCGGCACAGCCCUGGUCCGAACCGCCAGCACUUCCUCCUCCAGGUCCUUCGACUGCACCACCCUCAACCUGAACGGCAGCAGCGCCAGCAGUCUUGGGGCCUCGGGGGGGCCUGAGGGGGCCCUGGGAGGGGCCCUGGCGAUGCUGAGAGGAGGUGGAGGGAGGGGGCUGGGGUCCGGAGGAGGAAGAGGGAAGGGAGCGGGCUCCAGGGGAGGAGCCCAUCGUUACUCCACCAUCAGCCUGCAGGAGGAGCACCUGGUGAGGCCUGAAGAGAGCCAGGAGCUGCUGUCUCCUGGAGAGCCCCUCACCAAGCAGUCCCGCUCGCCCAGUUUCAACAUGCAGAUCAUAUCACAGGUGUAGCAUGGGGAGGGGACUCAGGCACGUGCAUGUGGACCAAACACAUAUAUACUGUACAUACCUACAAACACACACACACACACACACACACACACUGGUUGCCCUCCAGCCUCCCUACCCCCACCUUUCAUCUCUCUACCUGUUUGUGUGACCAGGGGACUGGAUGCUCCUCUGAAAAACAAGGAUUUCUACCAGAGAAGUGUGUGCUUGUCUGUGUGUUUGUGUGUGUUUACAGAAAUCAAAGCUUGUUUGUUUGUUGUUCAAAGGGGGGUUGUGUUCUCGGUCCCCACUCCCCCUUCUCAGUGGAAUCAAGUCUUCAGAGAGCAGUGAAGGGUUCUAGAGAGCACAGCAGGGUGGGUUUCUAAAGCGAGAGCUCUCCCCUGGUCUUUCACAGCCUCGGUCCGUGUCUGACCAUCCUGAUCAUUCCACCUGUGAAGACCCUCCAGACACUGCUCCAACAGGAACACUAGACAUCGCUUGCUGGGACUGGGACAUUCAGAGGUCUAUGACUGAAACACAGAGUCUAUUUUGUACUGAAUCAGCAAUAAGAGCAGUGAGACUGAUGGAGGGGGGUGAGUUUUGCUGUCUCUCAUACCUGUCACCUCCAGGGCUCACGUGCAAUCUGUACCAACUAUCUCCUUCUCGUUCGGUCUCUUUAUUUAGCGUUCAUACGUAUUUUUUAUGAUUAUCUACUGAGUCUAUGGUUGGAUGAAAAAUCUCAACCCCAAAGACUAGCUGAGAUUGUUUUCUUUCGUGAAUUGCGACAAUUAUGGUUUUAUUGAAAAAUAAUCAAGUGGUUCGCUCGAUUUUCAUCUUUUUUUAGUUCUCAAGCCUUUUUUAUUUUUGACUGAUUUAUACAGUGAAUACCCAGCUGGAAGUUUUGUGAUUAAGUUAACAAUUGUUUGUAAUUAUUGAAUUAUCUUGAUACUGUUGUCAAAUCAACAACUGGAAUUAUGCGAUCAGUUGCUGGGUAGAUGUCUACUGUGGCAUAUAUGAGGGUGUCUCCUCUGUGAAGCACAGGAAGUCAGGAACAGGAAGUCGGACCUCCAGGGACUUCCUGUCUCCUGCCCCCACGCUGUGUCCUGGCUGCCGUUAGGAUGACUGUAUGGACCUCUGUUAACAGAAUUACAAAGAUGUGUCUGUGAGAUGAGCAAGGCUUAUUGUUAUAUGGUGUAUUUAACCUGGUCAUCUAGUGUGUAGAGGCUGUAGCUGUAGCUGUCUUGUGGUUGUGAACUGUACUUUCCUCAUGGCUUUUCACCACUGGCCCCUGGAGGCUCCAAGGGGUCACUGCAACGUCAGCUGUCACCAAGAUGGUCAUCCAGUUGUGUGUGAUGUGAUGUUUCACAAACAUUUGUUUUCUACCUCAUCGUGUGUUCACCUGCCACUCAAACAGCUAUCUCCCAGUAACAUCCUGUAAGGGAUGGGGUUUAAUCCACCAUCACUUGGAGGACUAGAGCAAGGACCAAUAGCAUUUAUUUCUCUCUCUCACACACACACUAUCUGUCUACACAGCACUGUACCAUUGUGUAUGAAGUGCGGGUUCAAAGGACUGUUGGUCCAUCUCAUGGCUCUUGUUCUUGUUGGAGCUGUCAGCCUUCUGACAGGCUAUUCUGGGCUGUUGUCUCUGAUACCCUGGGUCAUGCACGUCAUUCAGCCUAAUUGGAAUGACCUUACUUACUACAGCGCUCUGCUUCUCAUUUUGUUGCUUGUUUCGUUAUGUAAGUGAAAUUCAAUGACAGUUUCUUUGUCUUUUUUUUUUGCAAGUGCAAUUUCCCUUGUGCAUGGAGCAAAAUUAUUAGGUUUUCUAUGUAGCGAAUGCCUCGGUGUGAGAAGAGCCGCCGCCUCUGGCUGAGUGAAGCAACUGUCUUGUCUGCCUGGUUCUGCAUGCUAGGACCCCCCCCCCCCCCUCCCUCCCGCUGGGAGAGCCUGGGAGACAAACCCAGUGUCUGUUCUAGGCACGUCUUUGCCAAAAGUGCCAAGAAUGCGCAUUCUCCUUCUAGGAAACACUGUUUAUCUGGCUUGUGUCUUAAGUUUUUUUGGCCUGUUUAAUUUUAUUUUGGGGAUACUAUUUUGGGGCAUUCUGAAAUUAAAGAUUUUUUUUUACCCCAGCAUAGUGCUCUCAUUGUCACAAUCAAACUCACCUGAUCUCUAUAUGAGCCAUCUGGUGUAUGUGUGUGUUUGAGAUGUCUAAAAAUGUUAUUCUAUAUCCAAGCUUAUGUGGUUAUAACUGUACUGUAUAAUGUGGAUGACUGACUGUUUAGUGUCAAUAAGUAUGUUAGACUGUGGACACACACACACCCAAUUGGAACAUUCCUCCUGCUGCUGCUGUUGUUAGAUUUUGGAUGGAGCCUGUGUGCCUAGUCUUAUUGGGGUUGUAAAACUAUGUUUUGUGGUUUGUGUUGAAUCAUUUUGUAUGUCCUCGUCUGUGUGGGAGCUCAUCCUGCUCCUUCACUUACUGCUGUAGUCAACACACCCGGGUCUCUGCCAUGUCGCUCUCUCUGUGGAUCUCCACCUCAUGUAGAGAGCUGUCACCAUCUGCUGGAAUUUGCUGUUUUGAGUGGCGCCCUCGCUGUUCAAACUGGUCAAGUGUCUGUGUCAUUAAUAUGAGUGCCCCCGGACCGUACCAAGUGGCCCAAGAGUUGGUGGUGCAUUGGCUCAGUCCAAGUGUACGGGGGAGUAUCCCUCAGUGUCUUGUGUAACAUUGCAUGUGAAAGUGUGGGCUUUGUCCUCAUACAUUAUGAAGCACUUUACCCCCAUCCUCAUACACUUCUUUCUGUCAAAAUGAUAAAUAUAUGUGCAAAUGUGUAUACACUCAAAUGCAGGGUCUUGGUCUGUUAGAAGUAGUACUUCUGAGCGAUGUCACAUCCAACAAAUUAUUUUAUUUUUAUGAAAGCCUAAGGGUACAGCUAUUUAUCACUUUCUUUUCCAAACCAAAAAAAAAAUAAGAAUAAAGAUUAGAAGCUAGACAUGAAGAUAGAUUGGUCUAAAGGUCUCAGGAGUUUUAAGCUGGUCAGCGCCGCAAGUCAAAUCUGACAUCACCAAAUUCCUGAGGUCAGAGUUGAUUCUAUGCAACAUUUUAUCUCUUUUUUUUUCCAUUUUGUAUGGCUAUUAACCUCUCGGGUUAAAGACCAGGAUUAUUCUAGAUGAGAGUUUCAGCCUUGUUUAGAGUGGCAGGGUCCCCAGUGCCCUAGUAAAGACAGAUGGUACACGCUAGUAGCAACAGUACCUAGAUCUGACUCUUCCAGACCUGACUGAAAACAAGAUGGCUGUCCCUGUUGUGUUCAAGUCAUCUCCACUGGGAGGGUGUUACCCUAGUGUCCGUGACUCAGAGAGACUGGCGCCCAGCUGUUCAGUAACUGGGGAGAGAGUCUGUGUAGAAACGAUACAGACAAAUUAUGAAUCCAAUCUAGAACUAAAGAUGUGAAAACACUGUAAAUGGAAAGAGGACUUAUUUUAAAUCCUGUAAAUACAACCUGUACAAAAGAGUGAUAAGACAAUAUAAAAAUGACAACCUGUCUGGUGUAGAGAAUUUAAUCUGUAUAUUGUUGAAUAAAUAUUGUGUCGUAA
Hypomesus transpacificus is the source of this 6048-nucleotide messenger RNA. Its product is annotated as protein FAM126B-like. Lineage: Eukaryota; Metazoa; Chordata; Actinopteri; Osmeriformes; Osmeridae. Gene Ontology annotation, cellular component: plasma membrane. The record is from RefSeq and is a predicted model, not a curated record. The transcript is spliced from 14 exons. The coding region runs from base 550 to 2484 and encodes 644 amino acids. Gene Ontology annotation, biological process: protein localization to plasma membrane; phosphatidylinositol phosphate biosynthetic process.